UCGCAGGCUUCUCUAGAGAAAGCGACAUUCUUUAACCUUACUCAGGAGUUCCAGUUGUUUGUAAAAAUCAAUGCCAAUCGUGCAGCCGACCUAGUUCAGAAUGGCGCAGAGGCUACUAAGUACUCCUCCAAGAGAAGUGUCAACCCCCUCUUGAUGGUGGUGAUGAACGAUGUCAAGAAACAGACCUCUCGUAAAUUGAACACCAGCCAACCGUCAUGGGACGACGAGUUAGUGAUUCCGCUCAAGCCUAACUCCUACUCUCAACUAUUAGUCCUAACGGUCUGGGAUAAGCACAAGCGUUACAGAAAUUACUUGGGCGAGCUUCGUCUAUCGGUGAAGGAUAUCUUCAAUCUUGGAGGUGCAAACUUCAAAAGUAGGAGCGAUCUCAAGUGGUACAAGUUAUACUCGAACAGCGAAUAUCACAGUUUUGUCACGGGAUCACUUUUGCUCUCGUUUGAGUUAAUAGUAAAGCGAAAGAAAGUAUCUAGAAAACAGCGCAAGCAACUUAAACAAUCAGAGGACGAAAGAGCUAUGGAGUCGUCUGUGAUCCUCAAGAACUGGAUCAAAUCCUUGAUAGACCCAGAAUUUGAAACCAGUACUAAGCCGGACGAACAGGGCUUUUACAGAGAAACCAAUAAGGCCUCCAACACCCUAGUUGACGCUUCAGAUAUGGAAUCUCUUGUAGAUGAACCCAAUUCUGGUUCUCUGCCUCUCAAACUUCACAAACCUCAUUUCAAUGCUAGAUCUUCUUCUCCCGCUAACGACGACGCCAGUUCUAUUUCUGAGAUGUCAAUGAUGUCUUCGGAUGGUGGAGUUGCAACAGAAAGCGAUUCUGCACUUUUGUCUACUGGAGACGAAGUGAAGACCAAAAAUUCAAAGCGAUCGAAGUUGAGAAAGAUAGCUCUCAAAAGAUCAUCUUUAUUUCAGGAUAAGUUUGCAUUAUCUAAUAGAGAAGUUCUUGGAGUCAUAUUCAUAGAAAUCGUCUCUUGUUCAGAUCUACCACCACUAAAAAGUUUUACUAGAGCUUCUUUUGACAUGGAUCCCUUUGUUGUAGUCACUUUUGGCAAAAAAACAUUCAGAACAAGCUGGAAGCGCCACACAUUGAAUCCAAUCUUUAAUGAAAGAGUUGCAUUUGAAAUCCUACCGCAUGAAAGCAAGUUCAACAUUCAGUUUUCUAUAUUGGAUAAGGACCAUUUUUCUUUCCAUGACGAUGUGGGGCAUGUAUCGAUUCCUAUCCAGGAUAUCACGCAGGUAUCUACGGCAUUGCCCAUGGUUGCUUCAAGUUCUCUUGGAACUGGCAUUCCUAGAAAGUCAGUCUCCUAUAUGUCUUUGAAUUUAGUAGAUGGAGGAUUCACCACUGGUGAUAACGAUUCUCCACUGCAUUCGAGUAUCCGAAUCUUAGAUGAUGACAACUUGAUUCCAUCAAUUCGUAAAAAGAAGUUCAGGAAGAAAGUGACGCUAGAACAAGGCGAUACCUCUAGCUUCAAAGUUAUGAAUCUAAAGUUAGACUUGUACAAAGAUAAGUUCAAGGAAAAGUAUAACCCCGAAUUAAAGAUCCGAGUCAGAUUUGAAACCUACGAGAAUUUGAGAAGACGAUUCUGGGCCAUUCUUUUGGAGCAGUACAAUCUUAACGACAAGGAAAAUGCCUACGAUUACUUUGAGUUGAUAGCCUUGUUAGACACUCUUGGUUGUGGUAAUAGUGACGAGUUGGUAGCUAGCUUCUACGAAAAGCUUGGAAGGCUGACCUGGGGAGGUGAUCUCUUGUCUCACGGUGAGAUCAUAGACUGCUUAGAAGAACAUGUAAAUUCUGCAAAAAGUGAAGGAGAAUAUAAAAUCUUUGAGAUUGAUAAGUGCCCUAUUUGUUUGAACAAGAGACUUAAUAAAAAGAUUGACCGAGACAUCAUUACGCACGUUGCUAUCUGUGCUUCAAAAGAUUGGAGUAUUGUCAACAAAUUACUAGUAGCUACGUACACCACACCACAAUCUGCUUCUCGGAAGUGGUUCUCAAAAGUUUUGAUCAAGAUGACAUAUGGCAAGUAUGUAUUGGGUGGAAAUAAUGCCAACAUCUUGGUUCAGGACAGAAACACCGGCCUUAUCAUGGAAGAGAAAAUGGGAGUCUAUGUGAGAUUGGGAAUCCGUUUGCUAUACAAGGGGUUGGAUAAGGCCAAGACUAAGAGGAUCAGGAUUUUACUAAAAAAGUUGAGUGUCAAACAGGGCAUCAAGUUCGACAGUCCUCAACUGAAAAACGAUAUAGACUCCUUCAUCAAGUUCCACAAGUUGAACUUAUCGGAAUGUCUUGAGACUGAUCCCUCCAAGUAUGCCUCAUUCAACGAAUUUUUCUAUAGAAGAUUGAAGCAAGGGGCAAGACCCAUAGAUUGCCCUAAUGAACUGCAAAUCGUUGUUUCUCCAGCAGAUUGUCGUUGUACAGCUUUUUCCGAUAUCAACAGUGCAACUGAGUUGUGGAUCAAAGGGAAGAAUUUCACCAUUGCUAAAUUGUUCAACGGCAACUUCAACAAUCUCGAGAAUACUGAUAUAUACUCAGCUUCAAAGUGCUCCAUUGGUAUCUUUAGACUUGCUCCUCAAGAUUAUCACAGAUUCCAUUGUCCCGUAGACGGAACUAUUCAAAACAUCAAGAACAUUGACGGAGAGUAUUACACAGUUAAUCCCAUGGCUAUUAGAUCCGAGUUGGAUGUGUUUGGAGAAAAUGUAAGAGCCAUCAUUCCCAUCAAGACUGACCAUUUUGGAACGGUGAUAAUGGUAGCUGUAGGUGCCAUGAUGGUUGGGUCGAUUGUGCUUACUGUUGGAGAAGGCGAUGCGGUUAAACGAGGUGACGAAAUUGGAUAUUUCAAAUUCGGAGGUUCUACCAUUAUUCUUCUUUUCGAGAAGCGAUUCUUCAAGUUUGAUUCGGAUCUCGUAAACAACUCCAAGUCAUGUGUGGAGACUCUUAUUCGUGUUGGUCAGAGUAUUGGCCAUUCUCCAGAUGUCAAGGAACAUAAGCCUGCACGUAUAGAUUUUGCUAAGCAGACAAAGGACUUCAAGUUGAACUUGAUCAGAGUUCUAACCGGUGGAGAUUUGAACAAUGCCAGCGAAUUGAGCAACUGGGAGAGUUCCAACAUCAAGAUAACGACCGAGGAUAUGGAUGAGCUUGUGCAACAGCAGAAUGUUCUUGAUGAAGAGGAAGAGGAAGAGGAU
Messenger RNA from Scheffersomyces stipitis CBS 6054, 3192 nucleotides. It is a transcript of the gene PSD2, whose product is annotated as phosphatidylserine decarboxylase 2. Gene Ontology annotation, molecular function: phosphatidylserine decarboxylase activity. The record is from RefSeq and is a predicted model, not a curated record. Gene Ontology annotation, biological process: phospholipid biosynthetic process. The transcript is spliced from 2 exons. Lineage: Eukaryota; Fungi; Ascomycota; Pichiomycetes; Serinales; Debaryomycetaceae. The annotation marks the transcript as partial.